Messenger RNA from Colossoma macropomum (tambaqui), 5410 nucleotides. It is a transcript of the gene mthfd1a, whose product is annotated as methylenetetrahydrofolate dehydrogenase (NADP+ dependent) 1a, methenyltetrahydrofolate cyclohydrolase, formyltetrahydrofolate synthetase. The record is from RefSeq and is a predicted model, not a curated record. Gene Ontology annotation, molecular function: methylenetetrahydrofolate dehydrogenase (NADP+) activity; ATP binding; formate-tetrahydrofolate ligase activity. Gene Ontology annotation, cellular component: cytosol. The transcript is spliced from 27 exons. The coding region runs from base 2985 to 5234 and encodes 749 amino acids. Gene Ontology annotation, biological process: tetrahydrofolate interconversion. Lineage: Eukaryota; Metazoa; Chordata; Actinopteri; Characiformes; Serrasalmidae.
CACAUGGGCGAACCUGCAGUGUGAGCCUGCUCGUUCCACUGGAACACAGUUAAGCCAAGUUCCUCCCAGCUCUUCUGCCCCACCCCUUGCACGUAGACAUUUCUUGAAGAGAGGAACAGCUCACGGAAAGGACUAGGGAGAUAAAGGAAUAAAGAGCACUCCAAAGAUCAAGGAAUUCCACCCGCAUAGCUGAAGAGUUCUGUGAUUGGCUGAGAGUGAACCAGGCAGUGGAACGGCCCACUUCCCCCACUCCAGUGGUGGCAGUCUUUCUGCAGAGCUUUUUUCCCCCUUUUUCUGCCCCAACCACGAGGGCGUGUGAGCUGCCUGGGCCUGAACAGAAGUCUUUUAUUUACUGCUUUCCCAGGCUGUCCGAAGCAAGCUGGUAUGCUGUGGAAAAAGCCAGAGAUAAGACACUGGUCAGUGGGCUGGCAGUCUUCUCUGACACAGGAGGAGGAGACAGUUGUGUAGGGAAGAAAGAGUGGCUUUGCUGGCUCUCCUCACUCAGCUGUCAGCUGUAUUUCAGCUAUUCCACUGCAGAACACUGAGGGAGCUCUCUGUGUGAAGGAGCUGGACAUGUUUUCUGUCACUGCCAUGAGGCUUCGGCAUAGAGCCCCAAGAUGCUGGGACAGCCAUCGUGCCAUAGCGACUGUCAUCUCAGGCAACAAGACCUCACAGUGAGUUGGAGCAUCCUUGAACAUGGUUUAGCCUGCUACUGUUUAAAUGAAAUAGUUAUUGUUUAUUAAAGUCACAAGGUGCAGGUUUCCAGACACACCGUCUAAUUAGUGGAUUUUGUUUCUUUAAAGUGCACUUACUGGUCACACAGCUGUUCAGUUGCCCAUAUAGUAUAAUAAUAUAUGCAUGUGCUCCAUACUGUGGAACAGUUUUAAAUCAAGGCUAAAACAUGCUGUUUUGGUCUGUCUUUAAUCUUACACAGUGUAUAUGCAUUAUUUCAUAGUAACUAAUGUGUCUUAUUUUUUCAAAUUUGAUGCCAAAGAAAGAUUUUAUUUUUCAUUUUAAAAGCAGUGAACAGUGUCUACUGAAGGUGUACUGUAGUGCUAACGUUAGUGAUAUUACUGAUAUUGCCACAUCAGCGUUAAGACAACAGUAACAUAGCAACAGCAUGUAAGCAGCUGGGCUUCAGGCUUAACCUACAGAUGACUUGAAGGGUCAAAUAAGGAAAAUUCAUUUAAGGCAGUAGAAAAAAAUAUAUACUUAUAUAUCCAUGUGAUGGCAGUAUUUGUAUGUAUAUAUGUAUGUAUGAAUAUAUACAGCCAUUACAUAUAUUUAAUAAAGUCCAUCAGCAGCAAGCAUGAUUUAACAUUUAAAAUGGACUGGACGUUGAUUUACAUAAAAUCGCUACUAAUUAUUUUGAUAUUAUUUGUAUUUAUUGUAAAAUUAGUAUUUUUCUGAUCAAAUAAACAUUUACUGCUCAGACUAUAAAACCUUCUGCACACCUUAAUGAAAGUAUUAAGUUAACACAACUUAAAUUCUACAGAGCUGGAGUACCUUAAUCUGAAAAAUUCAAACCAGCUCAAAAUUGAAUUGUUGAGAUAGUAGCUUAUAACUUAUCAUUUUUAGCGUAUUUUGAGUUAAGGUAACUUUAAUGAAAUGUAUUAUUUUCACUAUUUGUAUUUAAGUUAACUUUACAUGCGAAUACAAACAGGCCAAUAAUGGGUUGUUUUUGAAGAUUAUUGAAAAUUUUAUGCAGCUGGAUUGUUUUCCCCUCUUCUACCUAUACAUGCACACAUAUGUCAAUGACUGUUUACUCCAUAUAUUAGUCCUAGGUUCAGCCUGUUCAGAAAAAAGUCAUGGUUUCCAAACCAAAACCAUUUUCCAUACCAUGUGUGUGUUAUCAUUCUCCCUGGCCUACUUUUUCUGGGGUGUCUGUUUUGUUUCUUAUUUUUUGUGAUUCUUCUCACUCAGUACUGAUUGAAAAUCAGUGUUGAGGAAGCUGAGGUGUCAAGUUCCCACCUGCUGACUGCAGUUCUGUGGUGGCUGAAUGCUACAGAAACUACAUCUGGACUCUGCAAACUACAGAUGCUACAGAAACUACAUCUGGACUCUGGAGUCUGCAAUAUCUAUUAUCACCAUAUUUCUGCAAUACAAUAUGAAUUUGUUACAAGAAUAGCCUAGUUUAGCCAAGCAGUAAAUUUAAUUUACAAGUACUUAAUUGUAUUGAGUUAAUACAACUAUUGCAUAUUCAUAUACACAAGUCCAAAAUACUCAAUCAUUCUAAGAUUAACACAGUGACUGGAGUUGGUACAGUUUGCUCAAUUUACUUAAGUGGAUACAACAAUAAAUAUAUUUUGCUUAUACUCAUAUAUACUUAUAUAUAAUUAAAUAUAUGAUAAUAACCGAUAUAAGUAUACUGAUAUACUUAUAUUGGUUUCCUCAAACUAUUUAAGUUUACUUUUUUAAAUAAAAUUUUCUCAGGUGCCUAAAAUGUUUGCACAGUACUGUUUGUAUGGUAUGAGUGUGUGUGUGUGUGUGUUUAUUUGUAAUGUUUUCAUAUUGUUCUGUGUUUUAAUUCUACAUGUUGUAUUUACUGUUUUAUAUUUUGUAAAGACAGGUGAGGGAGCGUCUGAAGAAGGAUGUGGCAGAGAUGAAGAGCCAUCUGCCUGGUUUUAGACCAGGCUUAGUUGUACUGCAAGUUGGAGACAGAGAAGACUCAAACCUCUACAUUAGUAUGAAGCUGAAGGCGGCAGCUGAUGUAGAUUGGAAUUGAUGCCAACCACAUUAGGCUUCCAAAGACUGCCACAGAAGAUGAGGUGCUGUGGAACAUAGAAGCAGUAAAUGAUAACCCUGCGGUCCAUGGUCUCAUUGUCCAGUUACCUCUGGACUCCAUCAACCCCAUAGACACAGAGAAAGUGACCAAUGCAGUGUCUCCAGAGAAAGAUGUGGAUGGUCUGAGCAGUAUAAAUGCAGGGAAACUGGCUCGUGGAGACCUAAGGAGCUGUUUCAUCCCCUGUACUCCCAAUGGCUGCAUGGAACUCAUCAAGCAGACUGGUGUGUCAGUGUCUGGCAAGAAUGUGGUGGUGAUUGGACGCAGUAAGAUUGUUGGAGCUCCCAUGCACGAUCUGCUCCUGUGGAACCAUGCCACUGUGACCAGCUGUCACUCCAAGACUUCAGACCUCGCUGCACAAGUGGGAAGGGCAGACAUCUUGGUUGUGGGGGCUGGCAAAGCAGAACUAGUGAAAGGAGAAUGGGUUAAAAAGGGUGCAGUGGUCAUUGACUGUGGCAUCAAUCAUAUCCCAGACAGCAGGAAGCCGGGGGGGAAACGGGUAGUUGGGGACGUACAAUACCUGUCAGCUAAGGAGCGCGCGGGGUACAUCACCCCUGUUCCUGGAGGAGUGGGGCCGAUGACUGUUGUCAUGCUGAUGGAGAAUACAGUCAAGAGUGCUAAGCGAUUUCUGCAGAUGUACAAGCCUGGGAAGUGGAAUAUUUCCUACACAAAGCUAAAGCCGCUUAAACCCCAGCCAAGUGAUGUCCAAAUCUCUCGCUUAUACCCAAGAAAUCCGAUUGGUCAGCUUGCCAAAGAAGUGGGCCUCCUCUCAAAGGAGGUAGAGCCGUACGGCAGGAGCAGGCUAAAAGUGCGAGUGGAAGUCCUAAAACGCUUGGAUAAACAACCUAAUGGGAAAUAUGUGCUGGUCACUGGAAUUACGCCUACUCAACUUGGUGAAGGCCAGAGCACCAUCACACUCGGGUUGGCACAAGCUUUAGGAGCCCACCUGGACAUCAAUGCUUUUGCCUCUGUACAACAGCCAUCCCCACAAUCCAGUUUUGGUAUCAAAGGUUGUGCUGUUGGAGGUGGAUAUUCGCAAAUCAUACCGAUGGAGGAGGUCAGUCUUCAGCCCUCAGGUGACAGCGAGGCUGUUUCUGCUGCCAGCAGCCUGGUGGUGGACACUAUCAAAGCAUACUGUCACUACCAGACCAAGUACUCUGACAAGGUUUUAUUUGACCUCCUGGUGCCAUUCAGAGAUGGUCAUCGAUCCUUUUCACCUUCCCAGCUCAGUAGGCUACAGAAACUAGGCAUUGAGAAAUCUGAUCCCUUGACCCUGACUGAACAAGAGAUAAGACGUUUCAUCCGAUUGGACGUUAACCCAGACAUUAAUGCCAGAACGGAUUUUGCCUCCCUGAAGAAUGAGAUCAUGGCCAUACUGUCUCUGAGCAGCAGUGCAGAGGACCUUCAGAACAGACUGGCCAAGAUGGUGGUGGCUAUCAGCAGAUCUGAAGAGCUCAUUACCACAGAGGACCUGGGUGUUAGUGGUGCCCUAGCCCUGCUGUUGAACAAUGCCCUGAAGCCUUGCUUGAUGCAGACUUUGGAGGGGACCCCAGUGUUUGUUCACACUAGCCCAUCUGCUGAUAUCGCCUAUGGCAAUGCGUCCGUCGUGACAGACAAAAUAGCUCUAAAAUUGGUGGGCCCACAGGGCUUUGUGGUCACGGAGACUGUGCACAGUGCUGACACUGACAUGGAGAAAUUCUUCAACAUCAAGUGCCGCUCGUCAGGCCUGCAGCCAGAUGUGGUGGUGUUGGUGGCUACUGUCCGUGCCCUCAAGAUGCAUGGGGGUGGCCCUGGGGUCACAGCAGGCUUUCCAUUGCCUAAACAGUAUUCAGAGGAGAACCUGAAGUUGCUGGAGAAAGGUUGUGCUCAUCUGAAGGGACAAGUGGAGAAUGCCAGAGCAUAUGGUUUGCCAGUCGUGGUGGCUGUCAACACCUUCAGUUCUGACACAAAGGCUGAGCUGGAGCUGGUGUGUAGCCAGGCGAGGCAGGCUGGGGCAUUUGAUGCAGUGCUCUGCACUAACUGGUCUGAUGGGGGAGCUGGAGCACUUGCCCUGGCACAAGCUGUUCAGAAAGCAGCAGAGCUACCAAGCCCAUUUCAUUACCUGUAUGACCUGGAGCUGCCAAUCAUAAAGAAGAUUCAGAGGGUGGCGCAGAAGAUUUAUGGUGCUAAGGACGUGGAGCUCUCACCAAAAGCCAAAGAGAAACUGGCACUUUACAUGAAACAGGGCUUUGGGAAUUUUCCAGUGUGCAUAAUGAAGACCCAGUCAUCCUUGGGUAAUGAUCCAGAGAUGAAAGUGGUGCCUACGGACUUUACCUUGCCGAUUGCAGACAUCCAGGCCUUUGUGGGAGCAGGCUUUCUCUCCCUUCUGGCAGUUACAAAAAAUGACUGCUCUGAAGAUCCCGCAUGGCCCUGUUUUCAUGGCAACAAUGACCUGUAUAGUAACAGCCAGUAGCUGCACUGUACUGGGUUGCACCUGAAGUCAGUGUGACAGUAUCCAGUUUAAAUAUGAAGUCUUUUUGUGACCCUGUAUGAAGACUGUAGUUGCAGUCCGCACGAUUGUAUUUGAUGUGUCUGUGCCUGUACUGGUCCAUGUAAAAUUAAAGUUGACCUUUUUCCAAGAAAAUGUCA